GGUUAGCCUAACCUGAAGAUGCUAAACAGAGAAAUAGAGGAGAAAUGUGUGGCUGCUUAAUUCACUCUGUCCCAUAACAUUAUGUAAGUUACGAUUUCGACCAAGAUGUUCUUUGGUUGGCUACAGCCUUACUAAUUAGUGAAAUCACCUUCUACAAAUAGGCUAUGGAUCAUAAUGAAAAGUUCAAGACUCCACCAAAAGGUGAAGAGAUUGGAUUUUUUUUUACAGUAUCAAUGUCCUGUCAAUUCUUUUCAGUAGGUCAUUGAUCCCUGCCUGUUCAUUAACUGCCCAGUGGGAGGCAAAGGUUAUAAAAUGUAAAUGAAACAUAACUAAUAAACCAUCAAAUUAUAGAAUAAAUAGCACAGCCAGUAAACCAACAUUAUCAUAAUGGGUCAAUUCUGUGUCCUAUAGUUUUAGAGAAUAUAGAGAUCGUUCACGUCUGUUCAAACACAGCGUGUUAUCAGGCCUCAGCUCACCGGAGACCAAAGCACCUGUGAGGAGACAAUCCAAAGAAGUUUCUACUACCCUUACUACACUAGUAACAAGAAAGGCAAUGUGGGGCUAGAGAUGGGGUCAACUGGACUCCAAAUGGACAGAAUAAAAAAUAAAGAUGAAUAGAGUCUGCACACUGACUGCUCGGAAGUUGUACUAUACAUUUAUCAUGAAGAAAGAAGCUUUUUAUUCCUCAUUUUUCUCUGUCCAUUUAUUGUUCAGUUCUUUGGAGCAUGAAACCAGUAACAAAUGCUUGCUGGACAGUUCCAGCAAAUGAUAAAAGAGGAUGAAUCCUUAAAGAAAUAUAAGUGUGACUAAGGAUUUCACCACCAGAGCAGACUUAAAUGAUAAAAUCAUAAGUGUUCAAGCAUUAUAAUAAAAUCAAUUAAAUGAUCUGGGACAAAUUUGAAAAACAACACGGGGCAAACUGCUGUAAUUUGCUGUUAAAUGACUGAUUAAAUGACCAAAUUAGUUUGUUGAACACUCACUGCAUAACGAACCUUUAAUAACAUGCAAAAACGGUCAUUAAAGUACCCACUCAACUACAUAACACUCUUCUCUUAACAUUUGGCAUUAGUUGUACACUGAAACAGCCACUAGAUGGCGUCAUAUGCUGAGAGCUGUUGUGCUCAUUAAAAACCAUCAUGGAAAUACUCAUGUUUUAUAAUGAACAUAUUUUAAUUUUCUUUAAUUGUGGUGCAUUAUUUGCAUUUUUCAGUUUUAAUGUUUAUAUAUUUUGAGGAUGAAUGUAAGGCUUUUAUUAUUACUGAGUGAAGAUUAUGGAUUUUACUUAACCCUUACAACUUCUCUGACUCUAGACCCUAAAACAGAGGCAGUGUCUGUAAUUCCUCAUGAAAAGAGCAAUUGAACCACUUUUUUUUUCUUUUAAAAUUGCUUGAAGGAUUUUUAGAGCCCUGAAGAGGUCAAAGUAUUCCACUAAAGAAAAAGCGAAAAAAUUAGAAAAAAGACAAGAUAAUUUGUAUAAUAGUUAAUAAUAGAAUAUUUUUUCUUCUGGUCCUUCAAAUGAUUCUUAAUAUGUGUUUAAGUAAUGAGUGAAACAUACAUGAGACGUGGUCUUUGACUCCAUAACUGCAGCCAAGCCAGCACUGCCUCUUUUUUUUUUUUUUAAAGAUACAUGGUACAUUAUUGUGGACAACAUUCAAGUUUAUAUAGCAUAAAUAGAUAUCAUAAAUAAUAAUAGAAUUAAUGAUAGAAAAUUAUAAUAAAUUAAUGUAGGCUCAUAAUUAGCAAUAAUAGUAAUAAAGACAUCAAUUAAACUGUAGAGAUGGGUAUUAGGAGAAGAAUACUUGCUCUGUGUAUGUGAAGUUUAUCCACUAACAGUUUGAGAUUAACAAAGAAAACAAAACAUCGAUUUUAAACUGUAAAUGAGAUCUUGAGAGUCAGUAAAGGGUUAAAAGUGCCAGCCUCUGAGACGCCGCCUCUUUUGGGUGAGUCAGCAUAACAGGAAGCAGGAAGUGCACACACAAACAAGUACGUAUCUCUGUCUUCUGGGGUGUCAGAGUAAAACAGUGCAGGUGUCAAAAUGGCUGGCAGGCUCUCGCUCCCAGAGGUGGAUCUCUCCUGUCCCAUAUGCUGCGACAUCUUCAGGGACCCUGUGGUCCUUAAGUGCAGCCACAGCUUCUGUGCACCCUGUCUACAGGAAUACUGGACUGCAAGGAGACAGAACCGUGACUGCCCUCUGUGCAGAACGCAGUCUGUGGAUGAUCCUGUUCCCAGUCUCACUCUUAGGAACCUGUGUGAGUCUUACAUCCAGGACAAUGAGGGUGUGGAGGAAACGGCGGGAGAGCUGUACUGUGAUCCGGGGGAGAUCUGCCCUCUUCACGGAGAGAAGUUAAAGCUCUUUUGCCUGGCGGACAGAGAGGCUAUCUGUGUGGUUUGCCACACCUCGAGAAAGCACAAACAGCAUGAUUGUUGCCCUGUUAGUGAGGCUAUUGUGGAUGUGAAGGAGAAAAUGAAAACUGCCCUCAGCUCUCUGCAGGAGAAGAAGGAUGCUUUUGACAAAAUGAAGAAAAACUGUGAGGAUACUGUGGCGCACAUUGAGGUCCAGGCUCGAUUUGUGGAGAGGAGGACCCGAGAGGAGUUUGAAAAGCUGCGCUGCUUCCUUCAUGCCGAGGAGGAGGCCAGGAUGGAGGAGCUGAAGAGGGAGGAAUUGCUGAAGAGUCGAGCGAUGAGGCAGAAGAUUGAAGAAAUGACCAGAAAUAUAGCGUCUGUGUCUGAAUCCAUAAGAGCUUUAGAGGAGGAGAUCGCCUUGGAAGGCGUCUCUUUGCUUCAUAAAUGCAAGAGCACGCUGGCAAGGGCUAACUGCUCAGUUGAAAAUCCAGCUAUGGCUCCAGGAGCGCUCAUAGAUGUGGCUAAAUAUCUGGGCUCUCUGUCGUUCAACGUAUGGAGGAAGAUGCAUGAAAUUGUCAAAUACACCCCAGUGACUCUGGAUCCCAACACCGCUGCCCCAUGGCUCGUCCUGUCAGACGACCUCACCGUCGUCUGUGACAGUGAUGAGAAGCAGAAGCUGCCCGACAACCCGGAGAGGUUUGACCCUGACACCGGUGUUCUGGGCCGCCAGGGUUUUACCUCAGGCAAGCAUGCCUGGGAUGUGAAUGUGGGAGAGAAUACAGCGUGGGUUGUCGGCGUGGCUAAAGAAUCUGUCGAGAGGAAAGAGAAGGUGUCUUCGGUGCUGAAGAACGGCUACCUGUCUGUGUACUUUUACCACAAAAUGUACUUUGCAGGGACUUCACCUUUAACAAGGCUCAACUUGAAGAGGAGCCCGCAGAGGAUCAGAGUGCAGCUGGACUGUGACAAGGGCAGGGUGUCUUUCUACGACCCCCAUGACAACACACACAUCUAUACGUUCAAGCAUGCUAUCACUGAGAAAGUCUUUCCUUAUUUCUGGGUGGGUUGUCAGCAGGUUCCUUUGAAGGUUGAACCACUGGAGGUUUCUGUGAAAGCUGUUGAUCAUAGCUGAGAGCAUAUUUAUACUUCACAACUAGUUUUCUUUAACGCAAAACUACCAGGGACUCUUUUGCAUUUCACAUAUUUUGAGGAGAACACUCCGAAUAUAAAAUCAAAUUGCAUCAUUUCUGCAUUUUCUUUCUGGGUCCAGUACAAUAUCCUGCAACUUUUUGCAAUUUUCAGUUAAAAAAAAUACUUAAUUUGCACUUAAACUUGAUUUCUGCACUUUGAUACUUUAAAAAGAUUUACUUGAAAGGUCUUGUCUGAGCUGUUGAUAUGAAGCAGAAUGUGACAGCAUAGAGAUUAAUCAUAUUUUAUGACAUAGCCUGGGGAAAAAAAACAGCUGUUAUGUGACUAAAGUUUGAAAAAUGAUUGUGCAUUUGCAUGUAAAGUUCUAAUUGUUCAUCCUUUUAUGGAGUCCAAUUCUGUUAAUAACAACUUACGUGUGGCAAACAGCACUAAAUAUGCUUUAUGUGCAAAUGCUAAUGCCGUCACUGAAAUUUGAGCAUCAUUGUAAAAAUAAAUCAUUUGCAAAUAUGA
Thunnus maccoyii (southern bluefin tuna) is the source of this 3999-nucleotide messenger RNA. Its product is annotated as E3 ubiquitin-protein ligase TRIM35-like. Gene Ontology annotation, molecular function: protein binding; zinc ion binding. Lineage: Eukaryota; Metazoa; Chordata; Actinopteri; Scombriformes; Scombridae. The record is from RefSeq and is a predicted model, not a curated record. The transcript is spliced from 7 exons. Bases 2036 to 3472 code for a protein of 478 amino acids.